AGUCCGUCCCACGGCCAAUGUCAGUCAAUAUAUAGAUCUCAAACGUUUCGCAUUGUUACCAGCAAAAUGGUUAAGAAUACAAAAAAAGAUAACCGAACACCAUCGGUUGUUCCUGAAGUGGUAAUAACUAAUCAACCAGACGAAGGAAAUGUUCGUGAUGCAAAUACCUUAUCCAGAGAACCGUCACGUGAUCGAAGCUCGCGAUCGGUUUCCAUAUCACGUCUGAAAGCCGGAGAUCCUUUGAGAAAAGAAAUGAUGUUUGUUCGUGAAAAGUCACCCUUCGAGAUAGGAGAAAAUCGAGAUAUUCAGUUAGCAUCAUCAAAAGCUAUUAUAGAUAAGGCUUUGAUCAUGGAUGUGUCUGGGGGAAUCACAAAAGUCGACGAAUAUGUCUCUUUAUUUUUUUCUCCAGGAUGUGUCAUAGAUGCUGCAGUGUGUGAAGAUAUCUCUACUCAACAAACUAUAGAAGUUGUUGUUGUGGAAGAAGAAGAAGAAGACGAAAGACCAGAGUUGGUGAUUACACCUCUAAAUUCAAGGGAAGAAACAAUAAAACAUCAAGAAACCGGAGAAAUAGACGAAAGCAAAAUUGAUUUGUCGAGUGUCACUGAAGAAAGUUUACCUUUAGAAACUACAGAAAUAUCUUCUGAACCAGAUAUCGCUACAUUUGCAAGCAAUAUUGACGGGGAAGUUACAGAGCUUUCAAAUACUGAUGAAGUAAAUAAACAAGAAGAAACAGAGGAAUUAACAGAGAUUGCAAUAGAAGACAACAUAAAACAAGAAUCAGAUAAGACAGAAGAAGAAGAAGAUGAAAUAGAAGAAGAUGAAGAGGAAGAGGAGGAAGAAGAAGAGGAAGAGACUGAAUCAUCAUCGGAUGAAUCAUAUGAAGAAUUAGUAGAUCCUUCGUUAUGGCGCGUUUAUGAUCCUAACAGUGAAGAUCCUACCGCUUGGUUCUACAAGCCUCCUGAAGAAGUCACUGCUGAACCAACAGAAAAAGAAAGGGAUGAAGAAUUCAGAAGAGCACGGUUAUCAAGACGAAUUCCUAUAUUUCUAACUAAUCUCACUGAUCGAGCAGGUCCGUUAGGAUCGGACAUCAAACUACAGUGUACCGUAGAGGGUUUAGAAAUGACAUGCAAAUGGUUAAAAAAUGAUCAGCUAGUUGAAAGAACUUCCCGACUACAAACAACGGCUAUUGAUGGGCUAUACACUUUAGUUUUAAAAGAUGUAGAGAAAUACGAUGAAGGUGUUUACACCAUCGUUGCAAAAAAUAGAGGAGGAGAAGUAAGUUCUUCAGCCAAAGUAAGGAUAUAUGAAGAUCCGAGAGAUCGAAUAGAAAUUCCCACUAUUGUCAAGAUUAGAGAUUACUAUCACCAUGCUCUGAAUGAUUUGAUAAUCGAAUGUCAAAUUAUGUCUAAACCAAGCUGGUCUGUACCAGAAGUGACGUGGUUAAAAGGAGAAGAUCCUGUUACAUUAGACAAUAGAGUAAGAGCAACUUAUGAAGGAAAUGAAAUUUUCCAGUUAAAUAUAUAUAAUCCUACGCCAGAUGAUAGUGGAAUAUACACGUGUGUAGCAAAAAAUUCAGCAGGCGAACAAGAAAUCACACACGAAGUCGAUUUCACAGCAAAGGUACACUACAUACAUCUACCUGGAAUGCAUCACGCCGAUAAAAAGAUUCUUACUGAAGAAGAACUUCUGGAAAAACGAGAACAGGAUAAGAAGCAAGCGCAGGUGCGAGCAGCUUUACGCUCGUCAUCAAGACCGGAACCUCCUUCAGAACCAUACAAAGAAGAAUCUUUCGUUAUUCGCGACUCAAAAAAUAAACUAACUUGGGCGGGACAACUGCAUAAUAUAACUGCUCAAAAAGACCAAAUAGUGAAAAUGAUCUGUUCCGUAAAUGGAGAUCAGGCCAUCAUAAAAUGGCAAAAAAAUGGAAAGGCAAUAGAAUAUGAUGAUCGGGUGAAACUCCUGAAUAGUGGUGUUAUUGGCCAAAUAAUGAUCAAUGGAGUGAGACCUAGAGAUGCUGGUGAAUAUGUCUGUACAGCCAAAAAUAAUUACAAUGAAAUUAAAACAUCGUGCGUUUUGAAAGUCAUUCAAUUAGCUACAUUGGACACAUCACCGCCAACUUUUACAAAAGCUAUUAAAGAGUUCUACGAUUUAAGAGCAAAUGAUCUGGUUUUAGAAACUCAGGUGCAUGGUGUUCCAAACCCCAAUAUCCAAUGGUAUAAGGAUGAUGAGAAAAUCAUUUAUGAUGACAAGCUAAUGCUAAAUCGUGAACCAAACGGAAGGUAUCAAUUGCGUAUACAUAAACCUCACAUAGAAGAUUGUGGUCUAUAUGAAUGUCGAGCUAAUAAUAGUGAUGGGCAGUCUAAGGUAAAGCACAAAGUGAAAUUCAGCUCUAACGAAACAUUUGUGCAUGCACAUCGGAUUGAACACGCCGAACGGUUUAAAAGACUUCUCGAAGAGGAAAUAGAAUUCAGUUCAGCUCAAAACAUAACCCAGGAAGCACCACAGCCGGAAGUGAAAAGCAGAGAAAUAAAUGCCGAAAGCGCUGAAUCUCCUUCAAACGACACAGAAGUAGAAAAAGGAGAAGAAGAGGUAGCUAAUAUUAAUAAAGAUUCCACUGUAACAGAAACAGAACAGCCAGUAGAGAAAGAACCUACCCUUCCAAAACCAAAACCAACAAUCAAACCUAGGACAAUGCCCAGACGAAGAUUCGAUGAAGGACCAACAGAACCAUUUAUUAUAAGAGAUUCUAAGAAAAAGCUUUUAUGGGAAUCGAAGUUAAAAAACUUUACCGCACAAGAAGGAGGCAGUAUUAAACUUGUAUGCAUUGUAGCUGGGCCACAACCGCAAUAUAAAUGGAUGAAAAAUGGAAAACCUUUGGUGUGGAGUAAAGAUGUUAUAAAUGCUACCAAAGCAGAAUUCGGCUGCGUUAAAAUCAACCAUGCGUCUCUAUCAGACGCUGGUGAAUAUACUGCAAUAGCCAAAAAUGCUGAUAGUGAAAUCGAGUGUACCUGUAAAGUCACGGUAUUUUCGAGCGCUGAAGGGGUGCACACAAAACCAACUUUUACUCGCAUUACAGACUAUUACGACAUUCGAGUCAAUGAUCUCAUUUUAGAAGUACAAGUUCGCGGGACCCCAACUCCUACAUUACUAUGGGAAAGAGACGGACGAGAAUUACAUAAUGGAAUGGAUAGGAUAAUGAUAGCACGAGAAAAGGAUGGCGUAUAUAAAUUAAGCAUUCAUGACCCGGUUAAAUUGGAUGGUGGACAUUGGGUGAUAACCGCCAAAAACACUGCAGGAGAAGAAAAAGUAAAACACCAUGUAAUUUUUAAAGGAAAAGAACAUUAUCAACAUGUUUCUGGCAUCUACCAUGCGGAUCCAAGAAUCGCAAUUGAUGAAAGCAGUGAAUACCACAUACCAGGAAGAUCACGGUCAGUAUCAAGAGCAGCAUCUGUUUUAUCAAUAAAGUCACAACCAAGAGAACCAUCGAUACCAAUCACCGAGGAUGCUUUGAAUGCUGCACUAACUGAACAUAGUGUACAAAUGGAGGCAUCAGACGAAAAUACUGCACCGCUUGAAGAAAAGAGUACCAAAAAAAGUCAGAAAAAAUCAGAAUGGCGUAAAAAGUUGUCCACUCUUUACGAUACACAGCAUUUGCCCAUUCCAGAGGAACCCAAAAAACCAAAAGCACUUGAAUCAAAGCAGAAACUUUACUUUGAUGCCCAAUUGAAGAACAUGACGGUAGCUGAGGGCAGCACUGUUAAGUUAAUAUGUUCGUGUGUGGGUCCAGCUCCUACUAUUAAGUGGUACAAAAAUAACACACCAAUAUCAUAUUCAAAAAUAUUAAAGAACGAAACUAAACUUGGAGUUGGAGCUAUCAACUUUUCAACUACAACUGUAAAUGAUUCAGGAACAUACAAAUGUGUAGCAAAUAACAAUUUUGGAGAAGUGGAAACUUCCUGUUUGUUGACAGUCUUUCCAGUACAAGGAGAGCAGCAUGAAGCACCAAAGUUUGUGAAAAAUGUCAGAGAGUUUUAUGAUAUCCAGGUAAAUGAUCUUAUCCUUGAGGUCCAAGUUCGUGGUAAUCCACAUCCCAGCAUUAAGUGGUACAGAGAUGGUAUUGAACUUGAAGAUACGGAAGGUGAUAAGUUUUUCCUUCUCAGAGAACCCAAUGGAAUUCACAAACUAACUAUACAUGAUCCACAAAUAAAAGAUCAAGGUCGCUAUAUGUGUGAAGCUGAAAACGUAGCUGGUAAAGAUACCAUUAGGCAUGAAGUAAGAAAGCUUAAUAAAGACGACUAUUGUCACGUUUAUGGAAUUGCACAUCAUGAUCCAAGCGUGAUGAAACAUGGAAUUUAUGAAGAACAACAAGAAGUAGUGGAGCGAGAGCAUCGAGAAGUUGUAUUUUUAGAAGAUGGUACAUAUUAUAUGCGUGGACAAACGCCAGAACAUUUAUGGGAAUAUGAAACAGAUACCAGUGCAGAAAGCGAAUAUGAGCCAUACGAUGGACCACCUACAGAAGAAGAGAUAGAAGAAGACGAUGAAGAUGAAGAAGAAUCCGAAGCAGAAGAAAAUAAAAAUACAAAAAUUGAAGAAAAUGUUGUAACUGAAAGCAAUGACGACAAGGAUAUAGUCAAAGCAGAAACAGAACAAGAAGACACUAUAGAAAACUCGGAAGACGUUGAAAAUAUAGAAGAAGAAAAACCUAAACCUCCUCCAGUCAUCAAGCGAGGCCCAAAGAUUAAAAAAAUGAGAAAAAAAGUCAGCAAGUCUGUCAAAAUUCCUCAAGAAGUAGAGUCAGCACAACCUUCCCAACAGCUACCGAAAUUGGAAGAAAUUAAACCCCAGCCAAAAACACAAUCUACUGAAACAGAUAUAAGAGAGGCCGAACUAUCAAAGGACGAACAAAGCAGUCAAGAACCUCAAACUACAGAUGUCAAUAAAACAGUUAUAAAAAGUGAAGAGGUACUAAGAAAAGAAAGAUAUCUUCGCCUAUUCCCGGAACUUGUACCAGUACCACAAAAACCAGAAGAAAGUAAAAACGCCUUGAAAUUCAUUACAGAAUUAAGGGACAUAGCGGUAAUGGCAGGAAAACCAGCGAAGUUGUUUUGUACAAUUCUAGGUCCUAAGCCAGACAUAAAGUGGUUUAAAAAUGGAGAACCAAUGGAGUUUACUAAAACUAUCAAGAAUCAAUCUCAUGAAGGCACUGGAAUUGUAUCAUUUGCACAGAUAUCUGAAUCAGAUGAAGGAGUUUAUACGGCUGUUAUUAAAAAUAAAGAGAAUCAUGUAAUAACCACUCAGGCCAAAAUUUCAAUUAUUCGGAAACCUGAGCUGCCUAAAGGAAUGGGUCCAAGGUUUAUAACUAAUAUAGAUCAACAUUAUGAUUUUAGAGUUGAUGAUUUGAUAUUAGAAACACACAUAAAAGGCGAUGGUUUACUUAGAGUUCAAUGGUUCUUAGAUGGGAUCGAAAUCGAAAAUAAUGAUAAAUAUAUUCAAAUUCGAGAGCCAAUGGGUGUAUAUAAAUUAUGCAUUCAUAAUCCACAACCAAGAGAUAGUGGAAGAUAUACUAUUCAAGUAUCAAAUGAUUUUGGUAAAGCUGAACAAAAAUAUAAUUUACGAUUUGAGGGUAAAACUGCUAAACCAUCUUAUGGGAUAUUUCACGCAGAUCCCAGAAGACAGUAUGCUGAUGAUGAAGAAGAAAAACAACCAAGACAAUACCGUGAGGUGGUGUUUUUAGAAGACGGAUCGUAUUACGUACGAGGAAAAACUCCAGAAGAGUUUUGGGAGUGGGAAACUGAUACAAGUGCUGAAAGUGAAUAUGAGGAAUACAUUUCUGAAGGUAAUUCAGAGACAUCUGAGGAAGAAAAAGAAGAAGGAAAUGAUGAAGAUGAUGAAAAGAACUCCAAAGAAGAUGAUAUUACAAUAGAGCCAGCUAAACAAACGGAGCCUGAUAUUGAAAUUGCUGAAACUGAAAAGGAGCCAGAAGAGGAAGAACAUGACGAGGAUGAGGAUCAGCCUAUCGAGGAACCUCCCAAGGUCAUCAAACGAGGACCGAAAAUAAAAAAGAUGCGAAAGAAGGUCACUAAACCGGUUACGACUAUAGAAGCAACCCCUAUAUCUCUUCCUGCACAGGAAACAAUUAAGCCUACUGGUGCAGAAGUUACACCAAAAACGAGAAUAAGCCAGCGUAUUUUGAGUGGUCAACCUAGCGAACCUUUACCAGCACCCAAACCAAAGAGAAAACCCGUAGAAGUGGAAUUUAUAAGUCAUUUGAGAAACCAAACCAUCCUAAAAGGCAAAACUUUAAGUUUGAAUUGCUGCUGUUCUGAUAAUCAGAAAUUAGAAGUUUCUUGGUUUAAAGAUGGACAGAAAUUUGAAAUGAAUAAGCGUUGUGUUAGCGACGUACAUUUUGGAUUUAUCACAUUAGAAAUAUAUCGUACUACUAUCGAAGACUCCGGAGUAUAUGAAUGUCAAGUAAAAACUGCAAACGGCGAGGCAAAAGAUUCCUGUAAGAUCAACGUAUUUGAGUUACCUGACAAGGAAGUCGUUGAAUUGGUAGCACCCAUGUUUAUACACCCUCUCAGUGAAUCGUAUCAUCCAACCACAAAUGAUCUUCAUUUAGAAACACGGGUACGAGGGAACCCGGUUCCAACACUAACUUGGUCUUGCGAUGGAAUUGUGAUACCCCAUAGCACAGAUAAAUUUGAAAUCUUCAACCAACAUUACUACGAGCUUGGAACUAAAAUCACUAAUGCUACUCUUAUAAUUAACAACCCUCAGUUGAAAGACAGUGGUAAAUAUACCCUAAGGGCUAAAAAUGAAGUUGGAAAAGUUGAAGUUACACGACAAGUAAAAAUAGGGCUCCGAUCCGAACACCAUAAAAAGAAACGAAUGGAUGACAUUGUCAUUCAAAACGAAGCUCCAAGGGUUAUUCCAAAACCACCAACUCCAGAACCAGAGCCUGAACCAGAACCUGAACCAGUUGUUGAAGAAGAAAAUGUACAGGAAGCUGAGGAAACACACGAGGAAGAAGAAGAGGAUGAAGAAUGGUAAAGCUAAGAGAAUUAAAAAUCGGUUUAAUAUUUAUGCUUAAUGCUAUGUUUUAGAAGAAAAUUGUAAAAUUUGUAGAAUAAAAAGUAAUUGUAAUUAUAGAAAGUGCAGCAACGUGUGAAUGCAAGCAUGUUUUAGAGAGAACAGCAUUUUGCCCUGGUUGUAUAUCUCGUUGGAGUGUGCAAUUAUUGUGGCAACACUGAUGUGUACAAUUUGGAGAAUAGGCCUUUUCAUGUGACAGGUCCGUCUAUGCAUUUGUUUACAUCGGUGGAGGACCGGUGCUAACACGGGCCUGUCAUUUUCAUAGAAGAACUGUCAAAGAGCUUCCGGAUCAGCUGAUUUGAAACGUCAUGUGAAAAGGCCUAUGAGAAAGCGACAAGUAUGCCGGUAAAGGGGAAAAUGGAAAGUUUUCCAUUCAUCCAUAAUGUGAUGUUCGACCCGUAUAGAUGUGUGUAGUAAAGUUCUCGUUGCGU
Aedes aegypti (yellow fever mosquito) is the source of this 7520-nucleotide messenger RNA. RefSeq names its product muscle M-line assembly protein unc-89. The transcript is spliced from 7 exons. Lineage: Eukaryota; Metazoa; Arthropoda; Insecta; Diptera; Culicidae. The coding region runs from base 67 to 7050 and encodes 2327 amino acids. The record is from RefSeq and is a predicted model, not a curated record.